AUGGGGGCGACACCGUUCAAGGCGGUGUCCCCAGCACAAGCAGCUGACGAGAUGACUGCGCUUGGCUCUGCGUAUGCAGUGUAUGGUCCGAGCAUCGUGUCGAAUGCAAUCGGCGGGGACGUGCUGGCAUCGUUGGAAUUCGAGCAACUGCCCAUGCUCUUCAGCACUGUUGGCGUAACCAACACCAUCCACCAGGCCAAGCUCACGUCCCUGCUCAAACUCCACCGCCCUUCUAAAACCCAACGCUUUGACGUGUUUUUGAGCCAUGACUGGGGCGUGGACGGCGCCACUCACGCCAAGGUUGGACUUGUCAACACGUUAGACAUGUCCACGGCUGUGUUGCUGUAUCGCAGACGUCCGUCCCACUGA
Aphanomyces astaci is the source of this 369-nucleotide messenger RNA. RefSeq lists its product as hypothetical. The transcript is spliced from 3 exons. Bases 1 to 369 code for a protein of 122 amino acids. The record is from RefSeq and is a predicted model, not a curated record. NCBI's taxonomy places the organism in Eukaryota, Oomycota, Saprolegniomycetes, Saprolegniales, Verrucalvaceae.